AACGAAAAGGAAGAAGAAGUGAUGAUGGGUAGGGUACUCCAGUCGAUCAAUAUAGAAAGUAUAUUAAGUACCCCCCGACAAGUACACCUGUGUAAUGCAACUGCCGACAGCUGUGGCUCUGUGGGCAUUUCUAUUAUAAAUAAACAGACGGCGCACAUAACUGUUUACAGCGGUUCAUUAUCCACUUGAUCUCUGCAAGGAAGAGCCAUUGCCUGGUGCUGCGCCUUGUCCACAGUCUUCAGCCGGUGCAUGGACCUCACUUCUAAGAUCGCCCCAGUCGAAAUCUUGUGUCUGUGGUCCAGGGCAAAGUUGCACAAUGAGCGGCGAACUCUCUCCGAGGUGUUGACACCUUUCUCACCUGUAGAGCGAGGAACUGCCCGUCAGGCUGCACACAGGGUCAUUCAUUAAUCUGGAUGACUAGCCUUUUAAUGAUGCGCAUCAAGCUGACCUUUGACACAGAGCAUUAGAACUCUUCACUGGUCUUAAUCACCGUACUGCAACUGUUUGGUGUAUACUGUAUGCACUUUCUGAAAAUCUCAACAAAGUCCUCAAUGGCUCAAGACAAUUAUGGAACGACAAAACUGUCAUCUAACCCAGGGCUCAAAGAACAAAACGGACUUCAUGAAAAAGAAAAAGACGACCUGCUCCAUCAAGAUCAGCACAACAUUUCCAAGAAGACUGCGGGCAGACUGCGAGUGGGUGCCGUUGUCAUCUCAUGGCUCUCAGUUGUCUUCUCUUUCUCCACCGGAGUUGCCGGCCUAGUUCUUGGCAGCAUCGACAAGAGCGAAGCUCUUUUCGGAUAUGGGCUGGACGCCACGCUGGACGGCCUGUCGUCUGUAGCAGUCCUGUGGAGAUUCUAUGGUGACGUCAAUGACAUCUACUCGCAGACGAAGGAGAGAAGGGCCUGCAUCGUGAUAGGCUCCUUGUUCAUUCUGUCGGGAGUGCUGCUCACAGGCAAGUCCAUUCACGGCAUCGUCGCUGAAGUACAUGAGACAAAAGUGUGGGUUGUGGAGGAUGAGCUGUGCAUGUUGCAGCUACUGAUAACUGAAAUAACACAAACCGCUCAGGCUUUAGUGAUGUAUCUAAACUUCGCCUUGAUUACUGGUGUUGUCUCCCUGUGCCUGGCUGUCGUCAAAGUCUACCUGGGGUGUCAGCUGGGAAGCAAGGCUCUGGCAACGGACAGUAUCAUUACUUUCGUGGGGGCCGCCAUGAGCUUUGCCGGAGUGGCAGGCCUGGAGAUGUACGUCCAGAACACUUCUCUCUGGUUCAUGGAUUCUGUCUUUGGCAUCACCUGCGGUCUCUUUCUCUGUGGCUUUGGAAUCAAGCUGUUAAUAGAGAUAGUGUGGCUGAGGAAGAUGAACGACGAACACAUUGAAAUAAAGUGAGGUUGGAGAAAAUAAGUUCCAGAACCGAGACAUGGAUUGCUUGACCAUCCCUGCUGAUCUCUUUCUUUCUAAAGAGACAACAGAGGGACCAGCAGAUGUGUAUGUCUUGGAGGUUUAUUCAUCUCCAGCUUUUUGCCAGUACGUGUCACGGAGAAAAAGAAAGACCUCAAUGGGAAUGAGCACACAAAUAAUAUAUUUUUGCCUGCACAGUUUUUAUUCUUCCCCCCUGACUGUUCCCAGGUCAGUCUGUCCCAGCAUGUCACAUUCUUGUACCUGUUGUCUGUUGUCACAGUACUUACAUAAACAAGCGGCGAGAAGGUUGACACCUUGACACAUUGACAGACAUGGUACUCGUAGUUGUCAGGAAGGAAGAAGGAUUGAAAGAGUUUAUUUUAGUGACGGUGUUAUUUUGUGUACUUAUUUAUGAAUGAAACUUAUCAGUUGUUGAUAAUGCUGAUAGGGGGCGCAGCAUGUCACGGUGACUCGCGCCCUGACAGUUCGGGCAAAUAAUUUAUUUAAUUUGUGCAAUUUGGGGGUAAGGUUUGACAAUAGCCACCACCACCACCAGCACCACCACCACCACCACCACCACCACCACCACCACCACCACCACCACCACCACCAUAUUCAACUUACGUGAGAUUGAUUCCUGUGUGAUAAUGUAUUUAUAUGUACAUAACGUUAGAUAUUACCUUCCAACUGUUUGAUUACAUUUCUAUCUUAAGUGCCCUCCCGACACACGUUCCGUCUUGCAAUUUCAAAGAACCAGGUGCACCCAGUGAUAUGAGAAAGGAAGUGAUUUUGUUUGUCCCUCAAACGAAAUUUAUGUGCAACCCACAUAGCACGAUUGUAGCAACAUACUGAGACAGCAAAGGAUUUGAAUGUAUUCAUACAGAUGGUUACACUGAGUGUAUAUCAGGAAAUAUUUUUUCUCAUGGUUCAUAAUUGUAAUAGAUGUUCCUUACAGCCAAUAUUCUUGUAUUAUUGAAGUAAAUUUCAGAAUUUAUUUUAUUCGACAAAUUGCAACAUUGAGAGAUUUUGUUUAUACAUCAUGCCUCUAAAGCAGCUGAACAUCUCCAGGCUCAGUAUCAGAUGUCUAAUUUGUUCAUCAUCCUCAUCAACCUGUUCAUCAAAAUGAACUUUUUUUCGCUGCCAUUAAAUCACAUAAGAUUAUAUGCGUAUGUACAUUAACAAAUAUUGCUCACAUGUAUGUUAAUGUUAUGUUAAUGUUAAUUGAAUUAAUUCAUUAAAUAGUAUUACAAAAAGGUCAAUGCCACCCAUGAGUUUUUUUUUUUAGGUUCAACAAUUAAAUCCUUCGUUUUUUUAUGCGUAUGGCUUCCACGCUUUC
This is a messenger RNA of Pomacea canaliculata, 2733 nucleotides long. RefSeq names its product transmembrane protein 163-like. NCBI's taxonomy places the organism in Eukaryota, Metazoa, Mollusca, Gastropoda, Architaenioglossa, Ampullariidae. The record is from RefSeq and is a predicted model, not a curated record. Gene Ontology annotation, cellular component: membrane. The transcript is spliced from 11 exons. Bases 519 to 1385 code for a protein of 288 amino acids.